Clarias gariepinus (North African catfish) is the source of this 3837-nucleotide messenger RNA. RefSeq names its product tudor domain containing 1 (gene tdrd1). Lineage: Eukaryota; Metazoa; Chordata; Actinopteri; Siluriformes; Clariidae. The transcript has 26 exons. The record is from RefSeq and is a predicted model, not a curated record. The coding region runs from base 86 to 3586 and encodes 1166 amino acids.
GGGGGAGAGAAAUUCGCGCAAACGUUUGUCGCCACGUGCGCAACACGAGAAAUUAUAAACGAGAGAGUUGUGAGGAUCAUUCAGUAUGAAUCGUGCCUUUUCACCAUCGCUGGUUAGACCAACACUGCCUUUGAGAAGACCUAUGUUAAAUCCAGGUUUGGUGACCCCAACCCCUGUUAUUACCAACCAGGGCACCUGCUUACCACAAGAGCAGUCUCCGAUACCUGGCAGCUUAGAUGCUCUCAAAGCUGAAAGUGGCAGAAGCGAGAAUGAGAGGAUGCCUUUGAGAGACAACAAUGCUAGAGCUGGACCCAUCUCUGCUCCAGUAAUAGUGAACCUGUGUAAUUACUGCAGUAGUGAAGGAAAUCUUCGGUGCACACGCUGCAAAAAGACUUGCUAUUGUUCUGUGACUUGCCAGACAGAGGACUGGAAGGCCCAUCGCCACAUUUGUAAGCCAAAUGCAUCAGAAAACAAUGGAAGUGAUAAACCAAAGGUGCCCUCGAUCCCUGGUUGUGUAGAUGGACCUAGUGUUUUAGAAUCUAAGCUAAACAAAAGUCCUGUUGAACCAAAGAGAGCUCACCAACAAGAUUUACGCAAGCAUAACUUCUUCAAAGGAGAUGAGUUGCAUGCAUCUGUGGUGGAAAUGAGGUCCCCUGGAAAGUUCUUCAUCCACAUGCAGUCACUGGAGGUGUCAGAGACGCUGAAGAACAUCACUCUAAGUCUGCAGAAGGCCUAUGGUGGUUCACUUGCAUCUGCAUACAAGCCUGAAAUUGGUGAACUUUGUGCUGUGAAAUUUUCACUGGAUCAGAAUUGGUAUCGAGGUGAAAUUGAAUCUGUUGAUUUGGAUCACCUCACUGCCAAAGUGCUUUACAUAGACUUUGGAAAUGAAGAGGAUGUGAAGUUGGACCAGAUAUGCCCCCUGUCAGCAAAUAUUGAUAAGGCACCACCAUGUGCUCUACAGUGUUGUAUUGCAGGAGUUUCUCCAGUCACAAGCAGUUGGACAGGCGAAUGUUGUAUAGCACUAAGACAGCUUGUUGCUGGAAAGAGCCUGACUUUCACUGUAGUGGAUUUCCUGUGCUGUAACGCAGUGCUUGCUGUAGAUGCCCCUUUGUCCACACAUGGCAAGAAUCUUAGUACGUUCCUAGUUGACGAGGGUUAUGCAAUAAAAGAGAACUCUUCCACAAAGACGCAGCUCAAUCAAGAUAUUGGUUUUUUGAUGACUGCCUCAUUGGAAAACUUCAAGCGUUUGAGUAUUGGGAAAAACGAGAAUGCUGAGGCUCAGCCACCAGAGCCUUUGAGUCAAGGAGUGGGCGACACCUUUACAGCUAUAGUCACCCAUCUUCUGUCGCCUUCGGAGAUUAUUUGCCAAAAGCUAGAAAAUGCCAGUAGUAUUCAACAGUUACAAAUGAAUUUGAGAGAGCAUUGUAACAAGACUCAGGCCAGUGAGAACUUCCGACCUGCUCCUGGAACUGUUUGCUGUUCUCGCUUCUCAGAAGACAAUCAGUGGUAUAGGGCUAAAGUGCUGGCCUAUUCCCCUGAGGAUCGCGUGUUUGUUGGCUACAUAGACUUUGGGAACUCUGAGGAGGUGUCGUUAAAUCAGUUGCGUCCCAUUAGUAUGGCUCUGUUAUCCUUGGCUGCCCAGGCAAUCCCAUGUGCCCUGGCAGGUAUUAAGCCCACUUCAGAUGCAUGGUCAGAGGAGUCAGUGAUGACCUUGAAAAAACUAGUCUGUAACCGCUUCAUCCGUAUUGAGAUUGUUGGAGAGCGACAUGGAACAGCUUUGGUCUCAAUGGUUGAUGAGUCUAGCGAUCCUCAGACAGAUGUAGCUGAGCUUCUGGUUGCUACAGGCCAUGCUGCUGCAGGAAAUAUGGAAACGUUUAAAGAGGAAACAGUUAAAAGCCUGGAUAAGAACGUAUGUAAAAGUUCUCAACUUAUUCAAGAUGGGCCUGUAGGCAAGUUGGUGUGGUCUUCUGCAGAACUUCCUACUGAUGGCCAGAAGGUGGUGCUAGUGGUCAGUGUACUGAAAAAUCCCGGACAAUUUUACUGCUAUAAUUACAAUGUAGAAGGCAUGCAGACCCUGGUGGAGUUGUCAGCUUCACUGACAAAGCACUGUGAGGCUGAUGGGACUGCUUUUAAUCCUGUUGUUGGAGAACCUUGUUGUGCUCGCUUCAAAGAUGGGAGCUGGUACAGGGCCAUUGUUCAGAGUCUUGAUGAAAAUGGAAAUGCAAAAGUGCAUUUUGUAGAUUAUGGAAACACCUUUGAAAUACAGACAGCCCAUCUAAGAGCUAUCAAACCUGGCCUCCUCAAACUUCCUUUCCAGGCCAUAUGUUGUUGGCUUGCAGGAUGUGAGCCCUUAGGGACGGAGUGGAGUACGGGUGCAGUGCAGAAGUUUCAGACUCUGUGUUUGGGGAAGCAGCUCACUGGGAGAGUGCUGUCGGUCUCGGAGAAGGGUUACGGAGUAGAGUUGGAGUCUAAUGGCUACGAUAUUACUGCUGUACUUAUUGCCGAACAGUUUGCCAAACCUGCAGGACAGGAGAACAAGCCAUCACAGGCAGCUACAUUCAGCGAAUCGACAGAAGCAGCACCAGUGCCUGCUGAGACUUACUUGCACACCAAACAGCCAAAUAAACCCCCUGGACAAACACCUGCCACCUCACCCUCUAGAACACCAAAUGAAACUGCUUCUUUUUCUCUGGACUGGAAGACAGUGGAAUUGCCUCGCGGCAAGACUUUUCAGCCUCAGGUGGCAGCAGUGACCAGCCCAAGUCUCUUCUAUGUGAUGAAUCCGACAGAGGUGAACGUGGAGAAGUUGCAGAGCGUAAUGAUGGAGGUGAUGAGGUAUUGCAGCAAGCAGACCCAGCACAACCAGACCAUGCCUUUACCUGGAUCAGCCUGCUGUGCUCAGUUCUCAGGUGACAAAAAUUGGUACAGAGCUGUCGUAUUGGAAGUUACUAGCACAUAUGCAAGUGUAAUUUAUGCAGACUAUGGAAACAUGGAGCUGGUUCCUGUUUCCAGCCUUCUACCUAUCCCAAAAGCACUUUUGCAGCAUCCAUUUCAAAUAGCUAGAUGUGCUCUUUCAGGGAAAGAACACUUCCCGACUGUUUGGCCUCCUGAGCUCUUGGAGCUUUUUGGUGGACAGAUGAAUGGAAAAGUACUGGCCUCAGUAGAGCAUUUUGACGGCACCUUUAACCUGCUAAAUAUUACUGAGGGCUCAGCUGAAGGAGGCAGUUACAUCAAUGCCAGUGUUUUAAGAGCACUGAAGAAUACCCCUAGCAAGUCUAGCACAAAAUUCCCAACCCAAGAGAUAAGGGCCCAGGGACCUGGGCAGAAACAGGCUGAUGGCACAUCCUCUGACUCUGAUCAUAGUUUAUCUGCAGAUGUUGGGAAGCCCAAACCUCAAAGUCAUGGAAAAGAGAACGUGAAGAUGGUAGUUUCCAGCAUGGAAGAGGAGCACCCACAGCCCUCAAAUUCAAUGGUUACCAGUAACGCUUCUGCUUCAUGCUGUUGUGUGUCCCUUGAACAGAAGAUUGCUCAUAUUGAAGAAUUGCUCCUUCUGCUGGUGAAGCAAAAAGAUGUUAAACAAAAGUAAUUUGUGGCGAUUGUUUGUGUGUUCCCAAACUGUUCAAGCCAUUUGUUUAAAGCUAAAGUUGUCAAUUUUAUGAUUCAUUAUACUGUCUUGUUUACAGUAGAGUAUUUCUGAUUAUGUAUUACUUUACUACAAAUGUAAAGUGAGCAGAAAGAUGCCUUAUUUUUGGAACCUUAUUUUGUUACUAAGAGCAGUUAGUAUUGUUAGAGUAGUGCAGAUUCAGUGACCUUCUGUGGUCUCAUUUCUCUUUUUUU